Gossypium raimondii (Peruvian cotton) is the source of this 713-nucleotide messenger RNA. Its product is annotated as protein MAINTENANCE OF MERISTEMS-like. The transcript is spliced from 3 exons. The record is from RefSeq and is a predicted model, not a curated record. The coding region runs from base 185 to 637 and encodes 150 amino acids. NCBI's taxonomy places the organism in Eukaryota, Viridiplantae, Streptophyta, Magnoliopsida, Malvales, Malvaceae.
UUCAACCGAAAUUGAAAGAAUCCGAUAUGCUCGAUCAUACAUUCUUCAAAUAAUUGGAGGCUAUCUCAUGGCCGACACGUCACGGAGCCGUGUACAUCUAAGGUGACUGCUAAAACUCGUUGAUUUUAGAGCAGCCGGUGAAUUUAGUUGGGGGUCUGCCGUCUUGGCAACAUUAUAUCGGGAGAUGUGCGGGGCGACCAAACCGAGGAGAGCAAAAAUCGGAGGUUGCCUGUCACUACUGCAAUCAUGGGCACGGUUUCGCUUUCCAUUUCUACGUCCUCGAGUGAACCACCCAUAUACAUUCCCACUCGUAACGAGGUGGAACCAUCCGGCAAGUUAUCGUGGAUUACCGACUGAACUUGAAGAUAUACGGCUUCUAUUGGAGCAAUGGUCGGAAGCAGAAUUUCAAUGGACACCAUACGAGGAUCCGGCAGUCCGGGCAGUAAUCCCGGAAAAGUUUUUACAAAAUCCGAACGCUUGGCACGUGAAAGUGGUGUUGAUCAACUAUGCAACCGUAGAGCCCCACCAGACAGACAGAGUCCUACGACAGUUUGGAUGUAGACAAUCGAUCCCUGCGAACCCUGAGGAGUUUGACGAGCACCACAAAAUCGACCUUCGGCUAUUAGGUACGGAUUGACCUAGAUACUGGUCAGUGUACAUAGAAAUGGGGAAAAUCGGAAUGAAUAUAUACCUACUCGGGAACCAAUCAUCGC